Harpegnathos saltator (Jerdon's jumping ant) is the source of this 2351-nucleotide messenger RNA. Its product is annotated as stromal membrane-associated protein 1. NCBI's taxonomy places the organism in Eukaryota, Metazoa, Arthropoda, Insecta, Hymenoptera, Formicidae. The transcript is spliced from 8 exons. The record is from RefSeq and is a predicted model, not a curated record. Bases 155 to 1585 code for a protein of 476 amino acids. Gene Ontology annotation, cellular component: cytoplasm. Gene Ontology annotation, molecular function: metal ion binding; GTPase activator activity.
ACAGUCGUUCUCAGUUGCUAGCAGUUAUCACCGUCAUUAUAUCGCACUAAUCUUGGUCGAUCGUCGUCUAGCGUAUGAGCGUAUGUUGUCUAAUUAGUUGCUCCGAUACUGUUUCGUAAUCGCGCGAGGGUACGGUGUUUGUUAAGACUCGAAAAUGACAUCCCGUCUGGAAAAGGAGCGCGCUAAGCAAAUACAAGAGAAAUGUCAAAAUUUAUUGACGGAAAUGCUCCGCGAUGAGGACAACAAGUACUGCGUUGAUUGCGACGCGAAAGGACCAAGAUGGGCUAGCUGGAAUUUGGGAAUUUUUUUAUGUAUUCGAUGUGCUGGCAUACAUAGAAAUCUUGGGGUUCACAUAAGCAAAGUCAAGUCUGUUAAUCUGGACACAUGGACACCAGAACAAGUAGUGAGUUUACAACAAAUGGGUAAUUCUCGGGCCAGAGCAGUCUAUGAAGCAAACCUUCCAGAUAGUUUUCGAAGACCUCAAACAGAUUGUAGUCUUGAAAGUUUCAUCCGUGCAAAAUAUGAACACAAAAAGUAUAUAGCCAGAGAAUGGGUGCCACCUCCUUUACCAAAAGUAAAUUGGGAUAAAGAACUUGAUGAGGAAGCUGAGAGGCAACGUAGACGAAAAAAAGAUAGCUCCAAAGGAGCUACCAAUCAGAAUGUACUUCCACCUAUAAAAAAACCAGAAGUAGUGCCUCAACUGCCAAAACCUCGGUCUGUCAACUUUAGCCCUAAGCUGGAUAGAACAAGCAAUUCUGCAACUUUGGAUCUUUUGGGUCUUGAUGCACCAACAGCUAACCAGACAAAUAUAAAUGGUUCUGGUGAUGACAUAUUUUCAUCCUUCUUGUCUGCACCACCUGCUUCAGUAGUAACAUCUGGAAAUGAUGCUUCUGAUGCAAAUACAGCUGUUGUCACAAGUAAAAAUGAAGAAGAAAGUUUCUUUGACCAAACGUCUCUUAGGUCAGUACCUCAGGAAAAAAAUAAAAUGACAAAGGACAGUAUUUUAGCAUUGUAUGGCACACCGAAUCACCAAUCAACAAUUUAUGGUGUCCCAGGGCCAGUAUAUCCUCAUUCUAUACCAUAUAAACAACAGAUGACGAAUGUGGGUGCAUUCGGACAACAAAGUUCCUUGGCUCAACUUGGCCAACUUCCAACACAAAUAUCAGUUACGAACCCAAUACCCAUAAAUCAAAAUUCACUUAUAGCAAAUUCUAGUUCGAUAGGUGCGGUAACAGCUAAUCCUUUAAGCAAUUGCUUACAUAUGGGACAAAUGAAUCAAAUGAAUGGUGUACCAAAUGCUGCUGUUACAAUGCCACCUCAAAUGAUGAUGCAGUUAGGACAAAGUAAUAUCGCUAGUAAUAACGGAUGGAGUGGCAUGUUAACUCAGAAUCUCCAACCAGCUCCUGGUAGUAACCCAUUCUUCAACUUAACAGCACAGCAACAACAAACUGCUACAUUCGCUGCUCAAUUGCCGCAACAAAUGUCGCAGAUAUCUCUGGGUGACAUGAACUUUGUCACUACAACGGGUAAACCUGCCUCUGCCACGUUACCAGGACAGACUCUUUCUACUAACUUGUGGCAGUAAAAAAAUAUUACGGAUAUUGUUAGCCUGUUGAUUAUUUCAUUCAGUGUUGCGUACUAGUGUCGACAGUUCAUUAUUCAACGUAAUAAUAUUUCUAUGCCUAUUCGGGAUGUCAUUUUCGAAAGUAAUGGAACGGAAGAUGAUAAAUAUGAAUUAGAAAAAUGGAAAACAAAAUCCACUCGAAUGUUACCUCAUACGAAAUAAUUCGUGAAUGUGUAUAGUGCUUCGAGUUGGUAGAUAUUUUUCUUGAGAGGUUCUCGUCAGCUUUCUUGUUGUUGGACAAGAGAAACGGGAGGAGAGAAUAAAAUGUGUUUCUGUAAAGUUUCUGGCGAAUCGUAAGGAGUUAUUCGUAAAACUAAAUAUAUACCUUAAGGUAUAUAUUUACUAAAUAUAUACCAUUAUGUUGCUACAAUAUGAGCUUUUGUAAUUGCGAUUAAAAUAUGUGCCAGGGUCCACUUUCAGCGUAAUGACGUGUUCACUCAAUAAUGGAAAGCGGUAUGAUUUCAAGGGAUUCAGAUUUCGACACUGUAGACAAACAAUAACAUAUUCUAUACUUUUUAUCUGCUUUGGCCAUGAUAAAUGAUAACGUGACAACUGGCGCGUUUGUACAUUUUCUUGCAUCAACUGUAAUAAUUCUCUUGCAUUUAUAUUGAAAAUCGAAUUAAUUGAAAUCAUACCGAUUUCAAUCUCUAAUUCAAGUAGGAAAUACAUAUACAUAUAUGGACAAGUUUCGUCAGAAAUGUAAAAAGACUUGGAUUUCGAACUUAUU